UUGACAUCUGUGUCUCUUAUCAGAGUUCCCCUACACCCAUCCAGAUCUCACUCAGACCGGCUCAUCUUUCUGGUCAAAGGAUAGUAAAAGGAGAUCCUACCGCUUGCCCCAACAUUUCCUAAAGAUAUCACAAAAGCAGCAGUCUGCUCUGCCUCUCGGUCUUUCCACAGAAGGUCGAUGUUCUUCCUUCCGCCCUUCUGCUGAAGAGGAGUUGUUAUACGGCAAGAAAAUGGUUCCCUGGACAACAGUUCUUGAGAAGAUCUAAUUGACUUCCUCGAUUGGUAUUGGGUUGUGAUCGGUGGAAGGUGGUGGUGGUGUAGGAUUCAACUCUCAGAUGGAACCAAAUCAUUCUUUCUUGGUUCUUUGGAUAAUUCCACACAAGAAGAGGUUCUAAACUUUCCAGAGAGGAGAAGGGAAGAAAAGAAGCUGGCAAACAAGUGGUGGGAGAGAGCAGAUGCGGCGGCAAUGGCCGGAAUGGAGCCCGGCGGCGGCAGCGGAGGCUCUUCUCGCUACCUCCAUCACCUUCUCGGCCCACCGCAACAGCCUGCUGCGCCAUCGACCCACAUCCCACCCGAGGAAUCCAAGCCUUCCUCGGAAGAAAGCCCAAAUCUUUCGGCGGACCUGGGUGAAGGCGACGGCGAUCAACCCUCCACCUCCGCAGCGGUGGGAGGCCCCGUCCGACGCCCCCGCGGCCGGCCCCCGGGCUCCAAAAACAAGCCAAAGCCGCCUAUUAUCGUCACGCGCGACAGCCCCAACUCCCUCCACUCCCACGUGCUCGAGGUGGUCGGCGGCUCCGACGUAGUCGAGUGCGUCACUGACUACGCCCGGCGGCGCGGCCGUGGUGUCUCCGUCCUCAGCGGCUCCGGCGCUGUCGUCAACGUCGCAAUCCGCCAGCCCGGGGCGCUGCCGCCGGGAAGCGUGGUUGCGACUCUCAGGGGUAGGUUCGAGAUCCUCUCGCUGACGGGGACCGUCCUCCCGCCGCCAGCGCCACCUGGCGCCGGGGGCUUGACCAUAUUUCUCUCUGGAGGGCAAGGGCAGGUAAUCGGGGGCAGUGUCGUUGGCCCUCUGGUGGCGGCGGGCCCGGUGGUGCUGAUGGCGGCAUCGUUUGCAAAUGCCAUGUACGAGCGGUUGCCGUUAGAAAUCGAGGAGGAAGUGGCAGCGGCGGUCGAGGGGCAGCAACCAGUGGUUUCGCAGUCGUCAGGUGUUACCGUCAGUGGCGGUGAAGGAGGUGGCGGUGGAGUCGGUGCCGGCGGCGUUCCUUUCUACACUUUGGGUGGGGGAAACAUGGGGAAUUAUCAGCUUCCGGGUGAUCCAUAUGGGUGGGGUGGUGGUGUUCGUCCACCGUUUUGAUUCCACAAGGAGUCUACUACUACUGCUAAUUGAUGUCCGUUAUAUACACACUACCAUCAAAGAAGAAGAAGAAGAAGAUUAAAUGGGGUUCAUACUUUUUCUUUCCGAUCAUUUUGGGUGUGGAUUCGAAGAUGGUUUCUUUGAACCACUUUUCUGAUUCCGUUGGUGAUGAUCGUGUCAUCGGAGGCAUGUUCUUAUAUGGAACAAAGGAAAGAGUUGGGAGAGAGAGGAGCAGAAGGGACUGCUUGAAGAAUGCUUCCCGAACUAAGUAGCUUCAGUUUGCAUGUAAUAACACAAGUGAGUACCGGCAGUCAUUUACAUUUUUUUUGUUUUCUUUCUGUCAUUUGAUGUCAUUCUCUGUGUUGUGGACAUUGUUCUUCUGUUGCAUGCUCGUAGGGUCUCCCUGUUGUACCACAGCCAUGCUCCUCCUAUUUAGACAGUUCCUAUGUAGACCAUUCAAACCAUUCUUAACUGAUAUCAUCCGCAGGACGUUUGGUGCUUUCA
Messenger RNA from Musa acuminata subsp. malaccensis (wild Malaysian banana), 1854 nucleotides. Its product is annotated as AT-hook motif nuclear-localized protein 25. Gene Ontology annotation, cellular component: nucleus. Gene Ontology annotation, biological process: vegetative to reproductive phase transition of meristem. The record is from RefSeq and is a predicted model, not a curated record. NCBI's taxonomy places the organism in Eukaryota, Viridiplantae, Streptophyta, Magnoliopsida, Zingiberales, Musaceae. Gene Ontology annotation, molecular function: minor groove of adenine-thymine-rich DNA binding; DNA-binding transcription factor activity.